AUGAAUCAUAAAUAUCAACAUAGUUUAUAUUCAGAUAUCUUUAAUGAAUUUAAUGAUGAUCAAUUUUAUAAAGCAAUUUUUACAACCAUCAUUAACGAGGAAGAUCUUGUUGAAGUAUUAACAUCCAAUGCUGAAGAUAUUCUAUCAUCUUCUAUUGAUUCUGAUAGAAAAUUGAAAACAUUUCAAAUUAUUUAUCAAACUGGAUUAGAUGUCUUUUGUGAUGCAAUUAAAUACCCGGAACUGACAGGUUCAGAUGCUCCCUUAUCCCCAGAACAACAAGCACAACCCGUAAUUGCUUCUGCUUCAAGCGAUGACGAUGGUAAUGAUCUAGCUGAGCUUGGUGUCAAACUUCCGCUAAAUAAUUCAAGUACACAAAUAGUAAGUCCCGAUGAUGACGGUGAUGAUCUUAGUACCUUGAGUGGUGCCGGUGCUCAUUCAAGAAAUCAAAGUACUUCUAGUGGAUUGGGUAAUGUUGACAGUGGUCUGGGACUGGCAAGUGCUGAAGAUCUUACUUCAGCCAGAGAUUUUGAUCAGUUGAAUGAUGAAUCUAGGGUUGAGUUAAUUAUUAAUACAUUGAAAGUAUUUGAUGUAUUAUUUGAUUGUCUUGUCAAGUCAUCUAAUAGUAUCAAGAAAGCAUCACGUAGUGUUGUUUCUAUAAAUAAGACCAAUUUGAUUGCAAUGUUGUUUUCUAAUUGGGACUUGAACAAAUCCGGGUUGACUGAUUUAUUAAUUAGAUUAAAAUGGUAUAUGGAAAGUUGUAUUGAAGAAAUCGAGCAAAGUGAUGAGCUGAAUUUCGUGUUUCUUUCAGCGUUAAAAGAGUCCAUCUACUUCCUUACUCAAACUGUCAGAUCAUUCUAUCUUUCAAUCCAUACCCAAAACCUUUCUUCAUCCGAUGAGGAAUUCAACACAAUCAAGGAACUAUUGUAUACCUUCCACGAGGUUGACUUUUCCGGGGUAAUGGAAUCAUUAAUGAGAAUAACCAGUCCUACAGAGAUAAUUCUAGAUGAUGACAGCAUAAAGUAUUUCCCGCCAAAGGUCAGAUUGUCAGCAGAAACAUUAAUAACAUUAUAUUUAUUCUUGGGUGCAAUGACAAACACUCCAAAAGGUGUAUUACCUGACAGAGUAAUCGGUUCAGAUAUUACCAACACCUCAAUUACAUCCAUAAAUCCAUAUAAGAAAAUAUCUCGAUUCAGUAAAGAAUACGAUUGGAAACAAUUUAAUGAAGAAUUAAAUAUGAAAUUCUUACCUAUUUUCUGUAUGGAAUUUAAUUAUUGUUAUCAAUUUCGUCCUGAUUUAAUGGCAGUUGAAAGAAAUUCUAUAUUGAGUUGGCUAACUUUCCAAACCGAUCUUUAUUCAGAUUGUGAUACGCUUUCUUUGGUUGCGAAUCUGUCCAACAAACAUUUGAGUCUCUUGGAAGAAGGCACUGAUUUCUUUUUGAAAGAUCUACAAAGAAUAUAUGAAUUAAAAAUGACCCAAUUGGAAAAGAAAGGUGUUCAUGAAGAUCGUGAUUUUGAUUUAUCGAAAUUAUUACCAGUAAUGUUGAAUUUAUAUACACUAACCCAAAACUCCAGUUUUUUGAAUAUUUUAACCAAGCAAAAAUAUGAAUAUUAUAAAGAUAUAGAAGCUCGUACUGAAGAAGAAAUGAAAUAUUUAGAAAUGUUGGAAAUAUUCCUUUGUUUACUGUCAUAUAUAUUUGAAUAUCAAUAUCGAUCACCGGUGACUCAAACAUUAACAAAAAUAAUCUUAUUUUCAUUAAUGAAUAUCACAACUAGUCAAGUGAAUAAUUUAAAGACAUUUCAAAUUAAUGAAUAUAAAUGGAAAUUAUGUCAUCAAAAAUUACCAUAUAUCCCACUUGAUAUUGGUAAAAAGGGGUAUAAAUCAAGUUUAUUUUAUAUUCUUGAUUGUGUUCAGAAUUUACUUAGGUUUAAUUUAACUAAUAGAUUAAAUUUGGUUAAUUUUAGAUUGGGGUUGAAUUUGACAUAUAAAAUCUUGACGGAAUUCCAACAAGAUCCAGCAAUUAAAUUAGGUAGGUAUAAUUGGGAUUCUUUCAAUAAUAGUUUAUUCGGAUUGAUUAAAUUCUUGAAGAAGCCGGAUAUACUUAAUUCGAAACAUUUGAAUCAAGAAGUUUUGAAAUGUUUAGUUGAGGAAUGUCUUUUGAUUGUUGAUUUGUUAUUAGAUAAAAGAUUCAGCUUGGUGGUACAAAUGACAGAGGAAGAGAUUGGAUCUAGUAUUUUUGGUUCUAGUGAAAGAUUCUCAAUUAAUUAUAGUUUGGUUUAUAAUAUAUUAUUAAAUUUUGAAGCUAUACAACAACUUAUUGACAAGUUUCGAUUGGCUGAUACUUCAAGGUUGAGUUAUUGUAUGAACCACUUUAAUAAGAAAUUCCAUCUCUCCAGGCAGGAGUCGCAAACCGAAGAAGAAAAUAAGGCGCCGGUUGUUCUUGAGUUUGAUUUUGAUUCCCCACAGUUUGUCAAAGAGAUUACAAAGUUCAUUUCAGAAAGCUCAAAAAUCCAAAGAUCACCCACUGGAGAAUACAUGAACACGAAAACGUUUGAAUACUUGUCUUCGCAAACAAUAGAAGAUAAAGAAAUGAUUGAAAUUCUUCAGAAUGCGUUAUUAAUUAGGAUAUAA
Molecule: messenger RNA, 2628 nt
Organism: Hemisphaericaspora subhashii
Lineage: Eukaryota; Fungi; Ascomycota; Pichiomycetes; Serinales; Debaryomycetaceae
Exons: 1
Coding region: 1-2628 (875 amino acids)
Source: RefSeq, a predicted model, not a curated record